This is a messenger RNA of Klebsormidium nitens, 1281 nucleotides long. NCBI's taxonomy places the organism in Eukaryota, Viridiplantae, Streptophyta, Klebsormidiophyceae, Klebsormidiales, Klebsormidiaceae. The record is from the annotation of a GenBank genome assembly.
AAAUUUUCCAAAGUUCAACAAUCCUGAUUGUUGGAGCUGGAUUGCUAGCUUGCCCUAGUACUACUGUAGUAGCGCCUUUUUGAGCGACCCUGCCGCCUGAAAUCGGCAACGAAAGCAGAGCUCUGUGUUUCAAAGGGCAACCCAGUCAAACGAAUGCCUGGUCUGAGAGCAGCUGCAUUGGCACAGUCUGCCUCCGCCGUGCGGUAUCUGUCAGCAGGAAGGCAGCAUUUGGCAACACCUUCCAACGUGUUUGCAGGAGGUUCGCUGCACUACAUUUGCCACCACUCUGCGAUCAAACCCACCGCUCCCAAGCAGGAGAAACCAGCUGAGCUCCUGCUGAAACCCCUUCAUCAAAGAUUCCCCCUGCAAGGGCCUUGGCCAGCAGCUCUGUGCAGACAACAACUAGACCAUAGUUCACAGAUUACAAUCACCAGAAGGACUUAUCAAAUGGCUGCAGAUGCUAGCAACUCGGCAGCUAGCACAUCGACCGGAGAGGCUGAUGAGAUCUGCUUUGGUCCCUACAAGAUCAGGGCCAGCGAGCAGGUGUUCUUUGAGUCCAAGCUGUCCUGCGCGCUCGUGAAUUUGAAGCCAAUUGUACCAGGCCAUGUUCUGAUCAUCCCCAAGCAGGUAGUAAGGAGAUUUGCGGAUCUGACCAGCGAGCAGGUCGCAGAUCUGUGGCUGACGGCUCAGAAAGUUGGCAACCAGUUGGAGAAGUUCUUCAAAGCAUCAUCGCUGACCUAUGCGAUCCAGGACGGUCCACAAGCCGGCCAGACUGUCCCGCACGUCCACAUACACGUCCUUCCGCGGAAGGAGGGCGACUUCGAAAAUAACGACGAGAUCUACAACGAAAUUGACAAAGGCGAGAAGGGCCUCUCUGACAAGUUGCGAGUGGACUCCGAACGGAGACCACGUUCCUCAGAUGAGAUGGCAAAAGAAGCAUCUGUGUUGAGGUCUCUCUUCAAUUGAAAGUACUCAAUUAUAAGUGCACCCGGCGGAUAAAGUUAUCGAUCAGAUAAAUAUUGGGGCUUAUAUCAAACACUCGUUACUGGCUUAACGCUUAUGAUCCUUCAAUGUUAUCCUGCCCUUGAUCAUGUUUGUGGAAAUUCGUAGCAUGUGAAGUUAGACAUCGGAGCGAUCAUGCGAAAUUUGAGAGCGGUUGUAGAUUCAAGCUCCUGCCAAAGGCACAUGCAUGCAUGUGCCCAGUCAUCGUACAGAGGUGUAGACUAGACUGUCUUCUGUGAGUAGUUUUGGCGCACCGCCGGGGCGGACCGCGCGCGCUCA